AUCCCCGUUAGGAAUAAGAAUAUUAUUGUGAUCUCGCUCUUACUUAUAAGCUAGCAUUAAGAGAUAAGAAUGUAUACAUAGCUCACUGAAAAACGCAUACACACUUGAGAGAGCAUAGAAAAAAGAGGAAUAGGCGAGACGCGUCAUUCGGUGGCGUGCGCUUGAAGAGUAAAGUUGAAUAAAGGAAUUGUGAGAUUAUUUAAAAGAUAUAGUGCGUAUAUUCAUUUUUCGGCGUCCACAACAUCAGAAGUGGUCAUUACCCACUAUGCCUGACAUUAUAUGGAGUGAAUUCUCAGUGACCCAACUAAAGAAGUGGUUGGAAGCUCUGGGACGCCAGACUUCCGGCACAAAAGCGGAAUUAAUAGUGCGUCUGCAGGCCAUUUCCCCAGAAACGCGUGGCGAUUCACCGCCAAAUAACGGAUCAGCAACAGAAGAGGUGGAGGAAUUGGAUGGAGCUGCAGCCUGGCCAAAGCAGAAGGAGCCACAGGGUGGAGACACGCGCGCGAUCCCGUUCGACGAGCAGUCAUUGCUGUCAGAAUCUUUGGAGAACCUCGACCUGGAUCAGCUAUCGUUGGUGGAUACAGAGAGAGCCACUCUAAAAAAGCUUCGGGACGAGAUAGAGGCAAACAUGGCUGUGCUGCAGAGGAUCCAAGCGGAUAUCGACGACGCAAACAAGAGCAAGUCUGCUCAAGCUCGCCAGAUCAAUGACGUCAUCGAGAACAACAGCAACGGAGACCGCGACAAUGUUAACAUAUGCGCUAACAGCACCGACGCCAAUGUUUACAGCAUCGACGCCAAGGCUAACAGCACCAAGGUGACUAUCGCCGCCGACAACAUCGAUAUGGGACAUACCAGUGUUGGAAAAGAAACCGCUGGUAGUGUUGUUCAGCACCAGAGUCGAAUUGUAAACAAGCUUCUGGAAUCUCCUGCAACAUCCCUUGCCUUGGCUAAAGAGGUAACGAUGGAGUUUGACGGCAGCUUAUGUGCGCGCAACUGGGUCACGCAGUUUCAGAACAUCGGAAAAAUUUACAAUUUGGACGACGGAUGCAUGCACAUGCUGCUAAUUGCCAAACUAAAAGGAGACGCACAGCGCUGGCUGCACGCAAGCGCCACACGCAUCCUAGAAUCUACCGACCAGCUGUGCGAACAGUUAAUCUUGACAUUCGAGGUCAAGAUGUCAAAAGGGGAACUGAGGAAUGCAUUUCAAAAACGCGAAUGGCAUCCGGAUGAGAAAUUUGCUGUUUACUUCGAGGACAAGGUGAUGCUGGCCAACGACAUCAACAUCGAUCUAGAGGAGCUUCUGGAAAACAUCAUUGAGGGAAUCCCAGCACCAGCGUUGCGCAACCAGGCGCGCAUACAGUGUUUCUCCGAGCCGAUGCAAAUUCUACGGGCUUUCUCGGAAGUCCGCCUGCCGAAGCACAAAACAGGGAGCGGUUCAGCAAAGCGCCUUGCUGGAGGAGGUGCAACCAAUAAGGACUUACGAUGUGCCAAUUGCAACUCCAAAGGGCACUUCGCCAGGGAGUGUCUCAAGCCAAAGAGGGAGCCCGGAUCCUGCUAUGCCUGUGGGGCAUUUGGACACUUCGUCGGACAAUGCGCGGAGCGCAAGAGCGCCAAUAUCAACAAUUAUAAACUAAUUAUGCAGUUCACCAGGAGCCGUUUGUUACUAUCGAUGGCCGUGCUAUCGGCACUGCUAUCGUUAUCGCUGGGCUUUCCCGCUCCUCAGCAAACAAAUUCGGAACUGGAGGCAAAUUUCCAGGGUACCAGCGAUCCCGACUUGAAUCCUAUCAACGCAGAGGAGGUGUUAGGUGUCCAGGAGCGCAACAAAAGAAAACUGCCCGAUGCCACAUUCGAGGCUAAGAACGCAGUGCUCGGUUUUGUGUUUGGCAAAAUCGACAACUUCCUGGAUACAAAGACGCGGGUGAUCGAGCAGCUGGACCGAUCGAAUAUCGAGAAGAACAAGCAGUGGGACAUCAAGUCGCCGGUGCCCAUCAAGGACUUCCAGACUCUGAUCACCGCCGUGGUGUCGCCGAAGAUCCGCUCGAUUGGCAACAUUGCUAAUGACCUGACCACCGGUGUGCUGACCACGAUUACCGCCUUCAGUGGCUCCUCCUCGGGCGGCGGAAAUGCGAACGCCGGAUUGGGCAAUGUGGUGUCCAAGUUCCUCAGCUUUUCGGGACCAAUCCUGCAGGGAUCCUCUGGCGGAGUCAAUGGAAUCGCCGGCGUGACGACACCAGCUCCCGAUUCUGAUGAGGCGGGCUACUAGGAGGUGUAAUAGCAACGAUCCAAGGCCAACUAAUGGAAGCUGUAAUUUAUCGUUGAAUCCCUAUUCGUUUCUUCCCACAUCCAUCAGAAUCUUUGUUGAAUUUCCAACCCCCUCGCUCGAAUCGUUUUUAUUUUUUUGUUUACACCCUAGUUAAGUUUCAUGUUUGUAAAUAUUCGGCAUAAACAAAUAUAUAUAUUUAGAGAAAUUCACGACACUACAAAAGCGAAUAAAACCGAAAACAGAAAACCAA
Messenger RNA from Drosophila sechellia, 2513 nucleotides. RefSeq lists its product as uncharacterized. The transcript is spliced from 4 exons. The record is from RefSeq and is a predicted model, not a curated record. Gene Ontology annotation, molecular function: zinc ion binding; nucleic acid binding. The coding region runs from base 266 to 2263 and encodes 665 amino acids. Lineage: Eukaryota; Metazoa; Arthropoda; Insecta; Diptera; Drosophilidae.